GGAGCCGCCGCGUCAGCAGCGCCGCUCCUUGGGCGCCAGGAGGGCAGUCCCCGUCCCGCUUCCAAUCCCGGGGCCUCGAGCGGGGGGCGGAGGUAGUCAGAGCCGGAGACCUUCCAACGCGCGAACACACGCACGCCCUCGCAGGGAUCAUGUGACCCGUUGAGCCACGGGGGAAGUGCCCGUCUCUGGGGAAAGUGGGUCUCCCCAUCGGGGGAGCAGGCGAGUGGGGGAGCCCUCGCUCGCGACCGGGGUAUGCGCCAUGGCCUCGGUGAAGGUGGCUGUCAGAGUCAGGCCCAUAAACCGCAGGGAACAGGAAUUGGAUGCUAAGUUUAUUAUUUCAAUGGAGAAAAAUCAAACACAAAUCACAAAUUUAAAAAUUCCAGAGGGAGGAUCUGGGGACUUGGGAAGAGAGCGAACAAAAACAUUUACAUAUGAUUUCUCCUACUUCUCAGCUGAUCCUGAAAGUUCAAACUAUGCAUCUCAGGAAAUGGUAUUUAACAACCUUGGAAUUGAUGUCCUCAAAUCUGCCUUUGAAGGUUAUAAUGCUUGUAUUUUUGCCUAUGGACAGACUGGAUCUGGGAAGUCUUAUACAAUGAUGGGAAAUCCUGGAGAUACUGGCUUAAUACCUCGGAUCUGUGAAGGAUUAUUCAAACGAGUAAAUGAGAAAACAAGAUGGAAUGAAGCCUCCUUUCGAACAGAGGUCAGUUACCUGGAAAUUUACAACGAGCAUGUCAGGGAUUUACUGAGGCGCAAGUCUUCCAAAACAAAUAAUUUAAGAAUUCGUGAACAUCCAAAGGAGGGACCUUACGUUGAAGAUCUGUCAAAACACUUAGUACAAAAUUAUAGUGAUGUAGAGGAACUUAUGGAAGGUGGGAAUAUAAAUCGAACCACUGCUGCAACUGGGAUGAAUGAUGUUAGCAGCAGAUCCCAUGCCAUUUUCACAAUCAAUUUCACUCAGGCUAAGUUUGACACUGAAAUGCCAUGCGAGACUGUCAGCAAGAUACAUUUGGUAGACUUAGCUGGAAGUGAGAGAGCAGAUGCCACUGGUGCCACAGGUGUCAGAUUAAAAGAAGGAGGAAAUAUAAACAAAUCCCUAGUUACUCUGGGAAAUGUAAUUUCUGCCUUAGCUGAUAUAUCUCAGGAUGCCUCAAACCCUCUUAUAAAGAAAAAACAAGUAUUUGUGCCUUACAGGGAUUCUGUGUUGACAUGGCUUUUGAAAGAUAGCCUAGGAGGAAAUUCUAAAACAAUAAUGAUUGCAACUAUAUCACCUGCUGAUGUCAAUUAUGGAGAAACAUUGAGCACCCUUCGCUAUGCAAACCGAGCUAAAAACAUAAUCAACAAACCUACCAUUAAUGAAGAUCCAAACGUCAAGCUUAUUCGUGAACUACGAGCUGAAAUUGCCAGACUAAAAACUCUGCUUGCUCAGGGGAACCAGAUUGCACUUCUGGAUUCUCCAACAGCUUUGAGUAUGGAAGAAAAACUGCAACAGAAUGAAGCACGAGUGCAAGAGCUUACCAAAGAAUGGACCAAUAAGUGGAAUGAAACUCAAAACAUUUUAAAAGAGCAAACUUUAGCUCUGCGGAAAGAAGGAAUUGGAGUUGUGUUAGAUUCUGCGUUGCCUCAUUUAAUAGGCAUUGAUGAUGAUCUUCUGAGCACAGGUAUCAUCUUGUAUCAUUUGAAGGAGGGCCAAACACAUGUUGGCAGAGAGGAUGCUGCAAGAGAACAAGAUAUUGUGCUUCAUGGUCUUGAUUUGGAAAGUGAGCACUGCAUUUUUGAACACUUCAAUGGAACGGUUCAUUUAAUACCACUCGAUGGAGCACAGUGUUCUAUAAAUGGAAUUCAAAUCACAGAGGCUACACAACUCAACCAAGGUGCUGUAAUAUUACUUGGGCGGACAAAUAUGUUUCGAUUCAAUCACCCCAAGGAAGCAGCCAAACUGAGGGAGAAAAGAAAGAGUGGAUUGCUUUCUUCCUUCAGUUUGUCCAUGUCAGAUCUUUCAAAAUCUUGUGAAAACCUCUCAACAGUUAUGCUGUAUAAUCCAGGCCUUUUCCCUAUAAAAGGACCAGUCUUUUUAAGAUUAGAAUUUGAGAGACAACAAAGAGAAGAACUGGAAAAAUUAGAAAGUAAAAGGAAACUCAUAGAAGAAAUGGAGGAGAAACAAAAAACUAAUAAGGCUGAAUUAGAAAGAAUGCAACAAGAAGUAGAAUCACAACGUAAAGAAACUGAAAUAGUUCAGCUGGAAAUCCGAAAACAAGAGGAGAAUCUUAAGAAGAGAAGCUUUCACAUAGAAAACAAGAUGAAAGAUUUAUUGGCAGAAAAGGAAAAAUUUGAAGAGGAGAGAUUACGGGAACAGCAAGAAAUAGAGCUUCAGAAAAAGAAACAAGAAGAAGAAAUUUUUGGUAGCGUUAAAGAAGAACUUCAGCGAUUACAAGAGCUUAAUCAAAAUGAAAAAGCGGAGAAAAUGCAGAUUUUUCACGAACUGGAAAAGCUUAAAAAGGAAAAAGAAGAACAGUAUUUAAAAUUAGAUGUGGAGAAAAAGAGAUUGGAAGCUCAGGAGAGAGAACAGGCAUUGCUGGUGGCAAAUCUAGAAGAACAGCUUAGAGACAAACAAAUCAUGAUACAGCUGCUAAAAAGAGGGGAUCUGCAACGAGUUGAAGAAGAGAAGAAGAACCUGGAAGACAUCAGAGAAUCUCUCUUGCGCGUCAAAGAAGCCAGAUCUGAAGCAGAGGAGGAUUGUGAAGAGUUAGAAAAGGUACAGUGUAACUUCAUGGAUUUUAAGAGAAAACAACUAGAACAAUUGACUAGCUUAGAGAGAGAUUUGGUUCAAGAAAGAAAUCAUCUAGAAAAACAGAUGAUUGAAGAACAAGAAAAUCUGGAUCAUUUAAAACAGGUACACACAGAGCAUUUAAAUUUCGACAAAAACACACCAGAUACUGCAUUAGCUGUGGAAGAAUGUAACAACAUAAGAUCAUGUGAAUACAGGUUGCACCAUAAGGAACGACAACUUCUGUAUCUCAUUAAUGAUCAUUUACCAGCUUUGCUGGAAGAAAAACAGAGAGCUUCUGAAGUUUUAGACAGAGGCUUGCAAAGCUUGGACAAUACACUUUAUGAGGUUGAAAAAGAAAUGGAAGAAAAAGAAGAACAGCUUGCCCAAUACAAAGCUAGUGCCAGUGAGCUGCAGCAACUUCAAGAAACAUUUGAAUUCACGGCCAAUGUAGCUCGCCAAGAAGAAAAGGUUUGGAAAAAAGAGAAAGAAAUUCUUGAAUCAAGGCAAAAACAGCAGCGGGAGGCACUGGAACAAGCAGUUGCUAAGUUGGAAAGGCGGCACUCUGCUUUACAGCGCCAUUCUACCCUAGAAAUUGAGGAGCAAAAGCAGAAACUUGCAACUUUGAACAACAGUUGUAGGGAACAGACAGGUUUGCAAGCAACAGUGGAGGCCCAGCAAAAAGCCCUGGAACAAGACCGAGAAAAUUUGGACUUGCAAAUACAGCAGUUAAAACAGAAGAUAUAUGAAGGUGAUAAAGUUGAAAAGGGAUAUCCUGGAGCUGUAGAAGAGAGGCUGACUCAUAGUAGUUCCCCUUCUAACAUUUCAAAAUCUCAAUCUUUUAUGCCAUUGGUUGAUGACAGAAUAAAUACCUUUAUUGAAGAAGAAGUUCAAAGACGCCUUCAAAAUAUUCAGUACAGCUCUGAAGAAAACAAUAUCAGUCACUUACAAUCUACAGAAAGCAUGAGGGAUAACGAGAAUUUUCGUAAUGGUGCUGUUCAACGCAAGUUGAAGUAUGAGAAAAGAGAGCCUUGGAUGUCCUUUCAUGGCUUUCUGACAUUGUCUAAUGAUGACAGCAAAUAUAAUCAGGCUGGAGAAGACACAAGGGUAUCAAGAAUCAGUAGACAGGACAAAGCCAAAGGAACAUUCAAUCAUUUCUCAAGGACAAUUCAGAAUCUUGGCAUGACUCAAGAAAAUACAAAUCAAGGGAAAGAGAUAGAACAAGAGUAUGUCAGAUGGAGGUAUCCUGAUGGAUGUGACUGGAAUCAACCUAAAGACAUUAAAAACAAGAGAACAUGCUCUGACAGUCCCACAAAAUCACUUUCUGACAGAUCUGGAAUGUUUGAUUUAUUAGGUAAAAAAUCAACAUUUCAUUCUAGAAACAAAAGUCUUCUCGGUAAUCUUUGGGAACAUAAGAACACAGAAACAGAGUUUGAUUCGUUUAGUUAUCACCACAUACCAGCUUCAGAGCCUAUAUUUUCUUCUGAAGUUCAGCCUGCUGCAUCCCAUUUUUGGUCUCUCCAACAAUAUUGUAACAGAAUUUCUCAAAUAAAUCAGCCGAUUUCAGACCAGACGUUGGAUGAAAAAGCAACAAAUGAGAUCAAAAGAGAACUACCUGAAUCACUUAUUGGAUCAAAGCAGAAUUAUGGGCUGGGACAUCUAUUUAACUUAUUCUGCAAUUCUUACCAUGGUAUCAUUUGUCAAGAAUUUAGAAAUGGCUGGUUUUCUAAAUGGAUCAAAGAUCUAGUCUGUGUCUAUCACAAAAAUGAGAAAUGCACACAACUGGCAUCAUUUAUCAAAAACUUUUCAAUUAGUAAAGAUGUACAUCUAAAUCUAGGUUUGAAGGUAAAUAGUGCAAGCCUUGGCCCAGGAAGGCCUUUAGGAAAAGAAAGUUCCACAAAUUACUUAUCACAAAUCUCAAUUGAUAUGCAUACAGUAAAUUAUGCUAUAGAAUCUAGUAACCUUUGCAGAAAUGAUACAUUAAUUAGUAGCCUGGUACUUAGGCAAAAAUUUGUGGACUUUUCAGAGGAUCUUCUGAAAUUGCAAGAAUAUUCUUUGGAAGAACUGCUACAAUACUUGACCUCUGUCUUGCCAGAAAUUUGUUCCAAGACAAACAAAUUAAAGGGAAUGUACUGGAUUGCAGUGGGAAACUAUAAAAAAUCUGGACCAGAGCCCGCUUGCUUGCUUUUAUAUGAUUCUGUUUUAUAUGCCAUUAUUCUAUCAACCAAUCAGUCAGAAAGCAAUCAGGACUCUUUGGAUAUUUUUCAUGUUUUCUCAAUCAAUACUUUAAAAGAAAUCCAAAUUGGUUAUGCUGGACAAAGCAUUACGCUUUUGGGUCCCCGUGUAGAAAAUGUAAUGAAACUAUUCACCUUUAACAAAUACUUUACACAAAGAAUAUGCCAUGAUAUACUUAGCACUAUGACAUCUCCAUUAGAUCAUGCUCGCUUAAAUCACCCACUGUUAAAUGAUGAUCUGUUAAAACUUUCUGUUGAUUGGACUUCAGCAGUCACCAACUUAAUUUUGGAAAAUAGUGUGUGCCUGUCAUGCAAUUUUGAGAGUGACUUGGCUGACCUGCUUUAUUUACUCCAUGAAAACAUGGAUAUCAACAAACCUUUUUUAGGUGACAUUCAGGUAGUACUCUAUACAACAGUGAAACUAGCAGGUGACAUCAGAUCUCUAGUCCUUACUAAUACUCAUAUUGGUCUUAUAAAGGAAAACAGUGCUGUCUGCUUAAUAUGUAAAGUGCUACAUUAUACAGACAAUCAGCCACAAUGUGCCAAAAUUCAGCUGCACUCUUUAAGUGAACUCAGGUGUGUGAUUGUCCCAGAGAAAGAGAAUCUAAGAAAAAUCGAGUUGGUAUUUUCAAAAGCAAGUAAGAUUGGUUCAUCCAGUAGUUUACUGAGUGCUUCUCAAGGAGAAAAACAUACCCAGUUGGAAUCUGUUUCAUACUUUUGUCACAACGAACCUAGCAGUCAACCUGAUAUCUGGAGACUAAUUUUCAGUUCAGAUGAAGACGCUAUUAGACUAAUGUUGCAUUUGACAGAACAGUUAAGUUUAAGUCCUCUUUAGAGUACAAAUACAUCCUAGUCUUCAGAGGAAGGGAAAAUAUGCAUAAGAUAAGUAUAUUUCUGUUUUGUCUCAGUGACUCUUGGUGAAAAACUGUACCAGCAUUUCAACUUAGAGUACUUUUAUAAUAUCUUAAAUGUUUCUUGUGCACUAUUGAUGCAUGAAUCCGGUAUUGCUAAAUACCGGAUUCAUGCAUCAAUAUGUGCUUUUUAGUUUAAUUAAGAAACACAUUUCUCUUCUAUACCAUUUUGCUUGUUGUGUGACAAAAAGUUGACUCGAAUUCUCUAGCUAAAAAUAUAGGAACUAAAUUUAGACUCACUUCCUUAUUGCAUACAUCUUAGACAAUUUGCAUUUAGAACACUUCCAUUCAGACAUGACUUUAAGGUUGAGUUAUGAUGACAAUCAGUUGUGGUACAUGUCCAUAUAUCUGCAAUAGGGAGAUCAGUCUUCAACUGGCAAUAAAUAAAUGGCUUAGUCAUGGAUCCAGAUGAAUAUGUGUUCUCUGUCCUUGGCCAAAAAACACUUAGCUUAAAGACAGCUGCUUGUCUUUGAAUAUAAUCGACCAUUUCUCCUUCUCACCACAUUUAUUGCCCUAUUUCCUUUUACUAAUAAAUUAUUGUCUGUUCUGAUUACUUGAAUUCUUUUUUCUAUGUUAAAUUGUCUGCUUUACAAGUUAUUUGAAACUAUGUAUAGUUUUUCAUGUAUAAAGGCUGAAUUCUGAAUAUAUGCUGCAAAUUAAGACUAUUUAGCCCAUUUUUCACUUGUUUUGUGUGAAUUAAUGUGUAUUGUUUAGAGACAGUCUUAAUAAUUAUUUUUGAACAGUAUAUUACUGAACAGUAGUAUAUUGUAAGAUUUAAAAAACAAACAUAUAAAAGUAUAUAGGAUAGAUGGGUCUUGACAGAAAAAUAUAGUUACCUUUUAAGUCUAUAUACUCUUUCUCUCUUUGAAAUUUUUUCUUCUUAAAAAAUUCUCUAUGGUUCUUAUUAAAUUUUCUCUUAAGCAAUCACGUUAUAGUGUACAUCAAAACUGUAAUAUUUGUAAUGGGCCUUAAACAUGGAAUUACUAAAUUGAAGUUACGGUGGGAAUUUAUUAUUAUAGUAUGGUUCAAAAUUAUUGGGGAGCGGGGAAACAUUUUGGCUUUGUUUAAAUAUAAUGGGGGAAUAUAAAACAGCAUGUAGAGGAGAAAGAGCCAAGGACACUAAUGAUUGCCUAUGUAUAGAUAUUGCUUCAAGAAUGCAACCUGACAUUCUGCUGGCUUUCCACUUUUGUAAUAAUGCAGCAAGACUGUUUAUAGCACAACCCUUGCCUUCAAUUCUCAACCUUCCUUUUAGUCUUCUAUCUUCAUUAAGUAAAAGAAAUUAAUACACAUGUACAUUGUUUCAGUUCCACUUAUUUUACAUAUAAAAAAGGAAAGAGGAAAAAUCUUUUAUACCUGAUCUGGUUAGAUCAAUUAUAACUUUACAGCUUUGCUCACUGGAAUAUAAGUUAAAAGAAUUGGCUCAUUAAUGAAAACUCAAAAUAAAAUUAAUGUUUAAAUAACUUCUGUCCAGAAAAUGCUCCUAUAACACAGGAUCAAUUCCCAUGUUGCAGUUUGAAUAUAGUGCCUCUGUUAAAAGCCCCUUAUAUAUAAUAUUCUUUUUGUUGAAAUAAUUUUUAAUUUCUACAAUUAAUUUUAAAUUUAAACAAAUUUGACAUCAGAUGCCAAAAUGGUUUCCUACUGAUUUUCAUGCUUGGAUACUCCAGUUAUUCCAUGCUUUCCUUUAUUCUUGAACAUCUAAAUAUAUUUUAACAACUGUUUAUUUUAGAUCUAUUAUUUGAAAAAAAAUGUUACAUUCUCUUUACUAGAGGGGCUCUGAAGCACUUAGUCCAACUGACCUAUGUCCAUAGAUGAAACAACUCCAGGUCCAAUCUAUUAAAAGCUGUCAUGAGUCUGAGGAAGUGUGUUUUCUCUGUCAUGGUCCCUAUCUCUUCCCAUCCAGAGGUGCAGAUGGAAACCUCUCUCCUGGAAUUCUGGAAAAUCUUUAAGAUAGGCCUAAGGUUAAUUUGUUUAUAAGGCCCUUGUUUGACUAUUUGUUAUUGUCAUGGUUGUGUUGGUUUGGUUUCUUUGUAAUAUUUUAUGGUUUUAACAGUUUUCAUUAUUAUUUUGGAUUUUUAUAAGCUCCUAAAGACUCCAGGAGUAGGCAGUCAUUUAAUCCUAUUAAUUGAUGCCUGGAAGUGCUUGUCAAAACGUGGUCUGAUUACAUGUGGUUUGUAUAGAUGUAUCUUGUGCUAUACAACAGUCUCCCCAUUGUUCACUGGUGAGAACCUAUGCAGAGACUCAAUCCCUCUUCCGUCUUAGCUAACUUCCAAUAGUUAACUGUCCUUAGGCCACUCUCUAAUUUAGACCUUACUCUACCCAUUCAUCAAAAGGAUGCUAGCCGAAGCUCACUUUCAAACCCGUAUCUCAUCUCCAUAUAUCCUCCAUAUAUCGUGUCUCCCCACAUUCACCAUCGGCCAAUUUAUGAAAACAGAUUCCUGGUGAAAACUGAUUAAUUGCAGCAUUUAAGCCUCAAUACUUGUAGCAAUCCAAUUCAGAACACUGGCCGUAAUGAACAGGUAUUAAGUUCAGUUACUAACCAUGAGUUCACAUGCGCCAAAUGGAACUGUGGAACUACGAUUUAAUAAAACCAAGCUCCAAAAUCCAUGCAAAUAAGUAAUGCAAAAUUCUAUUUAAAUAACUGGAGACCAUACAUCCCUAAUCCAUUAAUAUUCAGAGAUUUUUCUUUAAGAAGGUUCUUGGCAGUGUGUUUGUGUUAAGAAUUGAUUUUACUAUGUCAUAGUGUACAUAAAAUAAUUCAAGUUGUAAAAAAUACUUAAUUUGGGUCUAGUGGAAAAAUAUAUAAGGGUUUUAAAAAUGAAAGGGAUAGGAAGGUGUACACAAAUACAAUAAUUAUUCUCUGAGAAACCUGAACUCUUGUUCUUAAAGAGAAAAAUUGGAGGGAAAUUGUGUUUAAUUGGACUGUGAUAUGACAAUUAAUUCCCAAACACCUUCUAGGAGAGCCAUGUUUUUAUCUGUUUUGGAAGGCUGUGAGAUGGGAACUGAAUAAAUUUCGACAAGGAAGCUGUUCAGGGAGGCUAUAAUUGAAAUUAUAACCUGCCAUUGGAAUGUCUUAUUCCUCCUGGUAAGUGGGGAUUCUCAGCAGACUUCUCUGGUUAUGUAGGUAGGAUGACUGAAAUUAUUGGGGAGGGGGAAGUGGUCCCCAGAAUGCUGAGAGCCAUACAUCUUUUUAGGAAAAAAAACCAACAUUUUGUAUUACACUUCGAAACGUAAUGGUCACCAGUGCAGCUUGUGCAACAGAAGUAUAAUGUGUCAGUGUCUUGACUGACCACUGCAUAUCUAUACUGCUGCAUGCUGGACUUGCUUAAGUUUCUGUAAUCUUCAAAGGCUGUAGAAUCACAAGAGAUUAUGAGGGCAUAAGCAACCAUUUUCAGUCCAUCCUGUUCCAAAUAAGGAUGUAGUUAAUACACCACAUGAAGUUAUGCAAAAACCCUCCUGGCUAUGAUAUUUCUCUCCUCUUCAAGCAAAAACUCUGAGUCCAGGAGGAGGACUUGAUGGUCAUGCUGCCUCCCUCUUGAGGGAGCAUGACCAUCAAGAGCCAGAAAUGGUACAGCAUUCCAUGCAUCAGUCAUUCCAUGCAUCAGCAAUCACUCUCUCUUGUUUGGGUUGAAUGAACAUGUUUUUCUCCAUCCAAAGUCUGAUAGCCUACUGACCGAGUCAAGAUUUUCACUGCAUCUUCCAACAGGCCUGAGGUUAAGUUGUAUAGCUUUACUAUGCAACAAAAGGAUUAUCUUGGUAUUUUCAAGCUUUCAUUUCCCAGAAUGUUAAUUAAGGAUGAUUAAGGUUGAUAUUUGGCAAAAUAUUGCAUUGUUGCUUUUUCUAAUAAUGAGUAUAAAGAAAUAAAUUGUUCAUUCUUUUCAAGAAAUUUGGAAUCUAGUUACCUCCAGUUUAUUACUGGUAUCAAAGACCAAUUUCAGCAUGGUUCAUGAGGGCAAGUUUACAUGAAGGCAAAACCUGGCAUUCAAUUUACCUAAGAAAGAAGAUACGUGAUAGAAAUUUAGAUAUGGAAAAUUAAAGGCUCCUUCUGGGACAGUUCCCCAAAGGCAAUAAUUUCAUACCAAUAAAUUAGUAUUAUCUAAGCCAUUCAACUAAUUCAUCUUACUGUGGAAAAUGUAGGUUUAUCAAUGAACAAUAAUAUAUCAUCAGCAGAAACAGCUAUGUAUGCCAAGAGUUAUAUAGUUUAGAGUAGGGGUCCCCAAACUCUUCAGCUCAUCAACCCCAUCAUGAAGUUUUAGAUUGUUCAUCAACCCCCAAACAAGAAAAGCACAAUAUCUGUAAUAAAUAUUGUAACUGCACUUAUAUUACAUUUUUAAAGAAAAAGAUGAAGAUUUACUUUAAAAUCCAAACAAGAAUAACCAAUGUAAGAAAGUAUAAUCUCUUUUAAUAAGUACUCAUAUCAAUUAAACUACCCUUUUAUAUUUAAGCAUUCAGUCUUAAACUGAACUGAAUACUAAUUUUAUAUAACAUU
This is a messenger RNA of Thamnophis elegans (Western terrestrial garter snake), 10395 nucleotides long. It is a transcript of the gene KIF16B, whose product is annotated as kinesin family member 16B. The transcript is spliced from 24 exons. Lineage: Eukaryota; Metazoa; Chordata; Lepidosauria; Squamata; Natricidae. The coding region runs from base 260 to 5833 and encodes 1857 amino acids. Gene Ontology annotation, molecular function: microtubule binding; phosphatidylinositol binding; ATP binding. Gene Ontology annotation, biological process: microtubule-based movement. The record is from RefSeq and is a predicted model, not a curated record.